Molecule: messenger RNA, 1149 nt
Organism: Solenopsis invicta (red fire ant)
Lineage: Eukaryota; Metazoa; Arthropoda; Insecta; Hymenoptera; Formicidae
Exons: 3
Coding region: 1-1149 (382 amino acids)
Source: RefSeq, a predicted model, not a curated record
AUGACUUCAACUCGGAACGCGGCAGCAGGGGCAGAGGGCUCAAUGAGCAGCGGUUCCGUGUAUCAUCUGGCGGGCAAGUUGGAGCGUAAACAAAUUCUUAUGUCUACGGCAAUUGUGCAUGUAAAGGGAAUCAUUCCAAAAAUAGCAAACGAGUUGCCGUCGUUUUCUAUUGAAAUGUCACAAUUAGCAAUUUCAGAUAAUUUAAAACUAGCAGACCCAAUUUUUUGCACUCCUGGCAAGAUUGACGCGUUGAUAGGCGGCGAAUAUUUCCUCCGAUUAUUGCAAAACGGAAAAAUUGAGCUUGGCGAAAAUCUGCCGACAUUGAAAAAUAGUAAACUCGGAUGGAUUAUAGGAGGAUCAAUUCCAUCUCAUUUAGUGGCAAGUCGAUCGACCAACCUUCAAUAUGCUUCAAACGCCUAUACAUGUUUGCUCACAAAUAGCGAGUCUGUUAACGAUGAAUUAUCAAGGUUUUGGGACAUCGAAGAGUACCAAACAAAUAACAAUACGAGGUUAUCGGGAAAAGAACAGGCUUGCGAGAACUAUUUCAUAAAAACAGAGUAUAUUGAUUUAAAUCAUAUGUCAGAGACUAUCGGAACUAGCAACGAGCGAGUCUCCGUGUAUCUGCCGCAUCACGGCGUGAUUCGCGAAUCAAGUACAACAACAAAAUUGCGCGUAGUGUUUGAUGGCUCCGCAAAGACCACAUCAGGAAUUUCACUAAACGAUACAUUAAUGAUAGGAGCAACUUUACAAGACAAUAUAAUAGACAUUAUUUUACGAUUUCGACUACAUGCUGUCGCGAUUACAGCGGAUUUGUGUAAAAUGUAUCGACAAAUUUUAAUACACGAAGACGAUCGAACUUUUCAAAAAAUUUUAUGGCGAUUUUCUCCGAAUGAACCAAUAAAGGAAUUUGAAUUAAAUACCGUCACAAACGGCUUAGCGUGUGCUCCAUUUUUAGCGAUACGUUGCGUUCGAUAUUUGGCUAGUGACGCUGACGAGGAUGUCGGUCAAGCGUCUAAGGUUUUAUUAAACGAUUUAUAUGUCGAUAAUAUCCUUACCGGAAUUGCAAGAAAAUUCGGAAUGAAUUCGAGAAUGCUGAUCAAGUUGAAAAUUCAACGAUUACAAUCAAUAUGGGCUUGGUUAAGACAUUGA